Apis cerana (Asiatic honeybee) is the source of this 17452-nucleotide messenger RNA. RefSeq names its product nicotinic acetylcholine receptor alpha1 (gene nAChRalpha1). Gene Ontology annotation, molecular function: transmembrane signaling receptor activity; acetylcholine-gated monoatomic cation-selective channel activity. Gene Ontology annotation, cellular component: postsynaptic membrane. Gene Ontology annotation, biological process: monoatomic ion transmembrane transport. The record is from RefSeq and is a predicted model, not a curated record. NCBI's taxonomy places the organism in Eukaryota, Metazoa, Arthropoda, Insecta, Hymenoptera, Apidae.
GGGACUGCUGCGGGUAAAUCGGCACGGCGCACCAAGUCCUCGUGCUCCCUACACAGCAAGCCCGGGAUACGGUAGCUCGUCCUUCACCGUUACUCCUCAUCGACGCCCGCGGGCAAUGUGCCCACCCGCCGGCAGAGCAACGGGUGGACAAGGCGUACGAUGCUUAGGGAUGCUUGGUCGAACGACGGUGGGAAAGGCUGGUGGCGAUGGUGGUCUAGGUUGGGCGGAUUGCUGGCGAUGGCGACGGCCAUUUCCUGUCUUGUUGCCCCGUUUCCGGGUGCCUCGGCCAAUUCGGAAGCGAAGCGUCUCUACGACGACCUGCUGUCCAACUACAACCGCCUCAUCCGCCCCGUUGGCAACAACAGCGAUCGCCUCACUGUCAAAAUGGGACUGCGCCUCUCCCAGCUCAUCGACGUUAACCUGAAGAACCAGAUCAUGACGACGAACGUUUGGGUGGAACAAGAGUGGAACGAUUACAAGCUGAAGUGGAACCCGGAUGAUUAUGGCGGUGUCGACACCCUCCACGUGCCGUCGGAGCAUAUAUGGUUGCCGGACAUUGUUCUUUACAACAACGCCGAUGGCAACUACGAGGUGACCAUUAUGACCAAGGCAAUUUUGCACCAUACGGGGAAGGUCGUGUGGAAACCGCCGGCCAUCUAUAAAUCAUUUUGCGAGAUCGACGUGGAGUACUUCCCCUUUGACGAGCAGACUUGCUUCAUGAAGUUUGGUUCGUGGACUUACGACGGGUACACGGUCGACUUGCGACACCUUGCCCAGACCGAAGACUCGAACCAAAUCGAGGUCGGGAUCGACCUGACCGACUACUACAUUUCCGUCGAGUGGGACAUCAUAAAAGUGCCUGCCGUGAGGAACGAGGCGUUCUACAUAUGCUGCGAGGAGCCCUACCCCGAUAUCGUGUUCAAUAUCACCCUACGCCGCAAGACCCUCUUCUACACGGUGAACCUGAUCAUACCGUGCGUGGGCAUAUCUUUUCUCUCGGUGCUGGUGUUCUACCUGCCGAGCGACAGCGGGGAGAAGGUCUCGCUCUCGAUCUCGAUCCUGCUGUCGUUGACGGUGUUCUUCCUACUGCUCGCCGAGAUAAUACCGCCCACGUCGUUAACGGUGCCGUUGCUCGGCAAGUACCUACUGUUCACCAUGGUGCUGGUCACCCUUUCCGUGGUGGUGACGAUAGCCGUGUUGAACGUGAACUUUCGCUCGCCCGUCACCCACCGUAUGGCGAGGUGGGUGAGGGUGGUGUUCAUACAAGUGUUGCCGCGGUUCCUUCUCAUCGAGAGGCCGAAGAAGGACGAGGAGGAGGAGGAGGAGGAGGAGGUGGUGGUGGUGGGGAGGAACGGGGGCGGCGUUGGCGCGAUGAACGCCAACGGGGAGGCGGUCGGCGAGGGGGACGAGGACGACGACGACGGGGACGACGACGACGACGACGUGGAGGCGGCCAACGGGAAACCGGCCGAGGGCAUGCUCACCGAUGUGUUCCAUGUACAAGAGACUGACAAGUACGACGCGUACUACGGCAACAGGUUCAGCGGGGAGUACGAGAUACCUGCCCACGGUCUGCCACCGUCGGCGACCAGAUACGACCUUGGCGCGGUGGCCACCGUGGGCACGACCGUAGCGCCCUGCUUCGAGGAGCCCCUACCCUCGCUCCCACUGCCGGGGGCUGACGACGACCUCUUCGGCCCGGCCAGCCCCGCAUACGUUCACGAGGACGUCAGCCCCACAUUCGAGAAGCCGUUGGUUCGCGAGAUCGAGAAGACCAUCGACGAUGCCAGGUUUAUCGCUCAGCAUGCCAAGAACAAGGACAAGUUCGAGAGCGUGGAGGAGGACUGGAAAUACGUGGCGAUGGUGCUCGACCGGAUCUUCCUCUGGAUAUUCACGGUGGCCUGCGUGCUCGGCACGGUGUUGAUCAUUCUCCAGGCGCCGAGCCUCUACGACACCACGAAGCCGAUCGACAUCAAGUACAGCAAGAUCGCGAAGAAGAAGAUGAUGCUGAUGAACAUGGGUCCCGAGGAGGACUAGUCGACGAUCCCGCGCGGCCCCGCGCCGCGUCCACAGCGGCAGCUGCUUCGUCGUCGUCGUCGCAGUCGUCAUCGCGACUAUUGUUGCCGGCAUCGUCGUCGCCGUCGUCGUCGCCGUCGUCGUCGUCGUCGUCGUCGUCGCUGUCGUCGUCGCCGUUGUCGCCGUUCUCGUCAUCAUCCUCGCCGCUGCCGCCGCCGCCGCCGCCGCUGUCACCAUAAUCGUGGUCGUUGUCGUGGCCGUUGUCGUACAACGGCCGCCGCCCAUCAUCCAAACUGCCGAUUUUCGCGUCGACGCGCAACAGGACCCUCUCUCGAUCGCUGCCGCCAGAGAUGAUAGGAGGAACACGGCCAGGAAACAAUAUUGCUACGCAACGGGCGACAGCAGGAUUCCACGAGGAGGUGGCGUCGAUCUUUCCCUCUCCGAACUUGCGAGCACGGGGAUCUUGUCCUAUGGAUUUCGAUCCUCAAACUGUUUCGAGACUUGGAGACGUUGAGUGUUGAGUAUUGAGAAGGGGAGGGAAGGCGAGAGAGAGAGAGAGAGAGAGAGAGAGAGAGAGAGAGAGAGAGAGAGAGAGAAUGAAUGGACGAACGAGUGAUGGGGAAGGAGAGGAGUAAGUAGAGGAGAGGAGUAAAGUAGAGAGGAUGAGGGUGAGCGAAUGAGGGGUUAGCCGAGAUUGUCGAGGGAGAAAUGAGGAGAGGGGAGGGGAGGGGAGGGCAAGAGAGGGGAGAAAAAGUGCCAAAUACGCGAAACACACGCGCAACGUAUUUUUGUAAAUCUGGUUUCAUACGUAAGGCUAGAGUCGUGCGGCGAGACGUCGAACUGCCCGAACUGCCGAUUUUAUAUAAGAAGACGUUUAAGAGACACACACACACACACACGUACACGCAUACAUAUACAAACACGCGCAAGGCAUACAUUACUUAACACACUUAACACACGUAUAUAUAUAUAUAUUUAUAUAUACACGCACGCAGAUAUAUAAUAUACUCGUACACACACAUUACGGAGGAGAUCGGUUACGAGAGGGACGAUUUAUUCCUUAUCACGCAUCUGAGAAUCCAUGCGCAUCUACACGCGCAUAUACAAGUAUAAAACACAUUUUUGGGUAAACAUUUGCGCAGAGGACCGCACGUUACAAUUUAUACGUGGUGAGAAGGGUUGAAACGAAGAAUGGGGGGGGUGGGCGAGAGGAAAGAAGAAGAAGAAGAAGAAGAAGAAGUGGAGAAGUGAAAAGGAAAAGAAAAAGGAAAGAAGAAAAGGACGAAAAAGCGGAGAAUGCAUCGCGAGAGAAGAUGACACGCGUGUAUCUGUAGACACGCGCUGCUACUAUCUGUCAACGUGCGUAGAUAUACUCGACCGACGAUCUCACACAACGUACGAGCACACACAACGCGAUAUAUUCAUCCCCAUAUUCUCGACACAUCGUAUAAUCACGGGGGUGCGCCGCGCUCGCGCGGGCACGACACACGCCGACACGCACAACCGAGCACACCAACAUACGAGCUUGGAACCAAAAGGGGAGAGGGGAGGGGAGUCUCGCACGGAGCGCACGACGAAGGAGGAGAAUUAUCAACGAAGGAACGAAGAAGAAUGGGAUAGCCGCGAGUCGGUGCCAGGAAACGAUGCGCGCUGCUCGAGGGGGGACACGAAGGAAGGUAAAGAAAGAGGAGGGGAAACAUCGAAACUGAAAAUUUCCCUUUCUUCUCCUUUCUUUUUUUUUUUACCGCGGUUUUUUUCCCUCUUUCGACGACUUCUUAUCAUUUCUCGUCCAACCAAGUAUACGUUCUCGUUCGUGACCCAGGCAACCGUUCCCCUCCCACCCGUCAAUUAAUCCCGUUGCAUAAAUUCCUACAGGUGAAUCGACAGAUGGACACGCUUCAACGCGUGUGAGCGAACGUUGCCCAACGAGCAGUUUAACAGCGAGCACGCGUUUAUCUGGCAGCCAAUCGUAUCGAGGGGAUGUAUAUCCUUCUUCGUCGUGCGUGUUUCCAAAGAAAUAUACCGAAGAGAGAGAGAAAGAGAAAAAGAGAGAGAGAGAGAAAGUGUGUGUGUGUGAAAGAGAGAGAGAAAGAGAGACAGAGAAAGGAGAGGAUCGCGAGCGGAGAAGCUCGCAAACAACUGCCAACUUUAGGAGCAACGGCCUCUUGAGAGAUCCGAUCGGUUCUCAGGGGGAGGAAGUUGGAGGAGGGGUGGUUAUCGAUAAGUUUGAAGAAUGGAAACAGCAGGGACAAAGGGGAGGAGGGGAUGUGAAUGUUGUUUGGCAGGAAGAUUCGACGUACCAGGGCGCGGCGCUGUCAGCGUGUUUCUCCUCUUCCCGGGUGAGGACCAAUCGAGAUUCGUCCAAAAACGUCACCGUUUUUUCUAUCCUCUGUCCUAUCUGUCUAUAAUUCGCCGCGUGAUGGACGAAAUCCGUGGCGAUCUCUCCUCGUUGGAACGUUGGAAAAUGGCGAAUUUUCUCCCGACAGUUGCGCGUCUUCCCUCGACGAGGGAGAUUCUAUCUGACGAAAGAGACAGAGAGAGGGAAGGAGGGUACCGCGACCAAUCGAUCAUCUUCGAUCCAUCCGUGAUUCCAUCGAUUGCGUUUGAGUCUUUGCCUCUUUCGUUUUUCAUUAUAACUUCGAACCAAUUCUCAAAGUUUAUUCUCUUUAUUCCACGAUUUUGUUUCAUUUAUACCUCGAUCUCGGUCGAGGAGAAGGGAGAAAGUCGAAGGAAGGAAGAUAAGGUGACGGGGGAGGGAAGGAUCAUCGACUGUUUAUUCUUCGCCUGCGAUUUCGCCGCGCUAAAGUGGGCGGAAGUCGCGAGCCAUUUCGAAUCAAGAGGAAUACGAGGGGGAUAGAGGAAGAACAAUGAGAACGGGUUCAAAGAGCAAACACGGUGUUCCCCAGCUGUGCGUUCCAACGACGACGAGAUUAUCGGAUGUUAUUCGAAAGUGGGCGCACUGGUACGCCGAAAAUCCUAUUAUUCCUGUUUCGAAGGGGCGACACGCGUCUCGUCUCCCGUUGAGAUUCGCGAAAUCGAGAUUCCCUCGCUUCUGGGAACGCGCGAUAGGAUCCUCAAUGGCCCAAAAUGGAUAACACACAAAUCACGAAAGCUUCGAGACGUUGGAAACUCGUCGAUGCCGGUGCACGGUAAACCGUUGUUUCUCUCGCGCCACAGAGAGAGAGAAAGGGGGGAGGGGGAACACCUCGUUUCGAUACGAGCCAUGCCUUGGUAUACACACACAAUGAUUUCUUCGCGAAUCCUUCGUGCUACGUCCUCGAGCGAAUCGUUCCAACGUUCUCGAAAAAUGCUUUCCUCCACCAGUCUUUCAAGGUACCCGAGAACUUCCGGGAAAAGAAAAGAGAAAGGGAGGGAGAGAAAAAGAAAAAGAAAAAGAAAAAAAAAAAAAGAAAGGACAAACCUCAAAGUUCUACGAACUCACGCUUAAGCCAUUCAGUCUUUCAAAAGCAUCGACCAUUCUCCGGUUCGAACGCGACGCUCAAAGCGUGCUCGAUUCGAACGUUUAUCGAUCGAAAGGAUGAUCCACCGUCGAACGCCCAUCGUUCGGCCACGUGUACCAAAAAAAAAAAAAAAAAAAGGAGCGGAGAUAGAGAAAGAGAGAGAAAGAGUGAGAGAGAGAGAAUGAGAGAGAGUGAGAGUGAGAGAAAGAGAGAGAAAGAGAGAGAGAGGGAGCAAGGGAGCAAUAUACAGUGCGGAGCAAAGGAAAACGAGACACGAAGCUCAUUGGGUGGGCCGGCGAGCGCGUUGAACGCGCACACUCGUGCAUGCAUACACACACAGAGAGACAUUGUUUGUACACUGACAGUGAAAAUACGAAGGAGACGAAGGAGGAGUGGAGGCGGGAGAGGCUAACAGCACGGCCGCUCCCUCCAUCCGCGAACCGGUAUAUAAUAAUCAAUUUAUUUGCUCACGUAAAGGUAACGGUAUAAUAUAUAUUUAAUAUGUGCAUAUUAGGUAAUAAAUAAACAGGAGGUUAAUCACACGAAAUAAUAAUAAUAAUAAUAAUAAUAAUAAUAAUAUUAAUAAUAAUAAUAAUAUUAAUAAUAAUAACAUUAAUAAUAAUAAUAAUAAUAAAAAUAAAAAUAAAAGAAAGAACUAAACGUAACCCGAGAACGAUUGACUCGGGCAGCCCGUGGGGGCCGUGGUGAUGGUGGUAGUGGUGGUGACGGUGGUGGUGAUGGUGAUGGUGAUGGUUGAUAAUGGUGGUAGCAGUAUGGGACGUACCGUGUUGAACGCCGAUCCGAUGGACAAAUGGGAUGGAACGAACGCGAGUGUCUGUAGGAAAUGCAGGGGAGGGGAGGGGGAUGAUGCUUCGACUCGCCGAUCGAGUUGUUACGAGGAGUGUCGUACGAGGUGGAGGGGGAGCGGAACGCGAGAGAAACGCGAUUUCGCGACACCGUUGCGAGGAUUAACUUUCCUUCUGGAGCACAACUUCUGUCUUUCUGAAAGUUUUUUGGUAAACUGCCAAUAUUUAUGAUUUAUCGCGGAGGGACGGUUAUCGCUCCUUGUUGGGGAGAGAUGGGGCGAUAUCUUGGAUAUCGGAACAUUUUCAAGAUUCAGAGAUCUGCGGAACUUUCGUCAACUUUAUCGAUCGAAUUUGUUAAUUUCUUUGCUCGACGCUGGAGAGAAUGGAAAUAUUUUUCCCUCGUCUUUCGCGGAACCACCCUUUCCCCGAGUUUCGGCAAUUCGACGCGUUGCAUCCGCCCUUUCUUCUUUGUUCCCGCUGUGCGUUAUUAAUUUACGACUCGGCUUAUUGCUCAGAACUUUACUGGAACGCAGGCGUGCUACGUUAUUGCGCGACGCGUCACGCGGCAAUGUACGAUGGGUGUUGCGUCGAAUGGGGAGGGGGGGGAUUAAACUCGUGGGAUUCUCUUUCGAAGGCCAGAACGAACGUCAUAACGAAACGAGACGAAAAAUCGGCUCGAAUUUCCGAUCUCUCUUCUAAUUUCCUCGAAAAUAAAAUUCGACAUUCGAUUACGCGGAUCGAUCGAUUGAUUUCUCUCCGCCCUGUCGAUUGCGAAACAAUGCUUGUCAAUUGCGUUGCACGAAUCAAGUAUAUUUCGAGCUAAUGGAAAAAGAUCGUUAUAAUCGCGAGGUCGCGUUACAUUCGUUUCGUGAUGUUCGAAAUAAUUUUACCUCGGGAACGUAAUUAACGUAUUAAUUUAUGUUGAUUAUCGCAAAGCGGAUUAACUAAACGGGGGAGGGCGAAGGUUUUUAACCGGUGAAAUUUCGAGAUUCGUUCGUUUGCACUGUUUAAUAUCCGGAUUCGGGUUUCAAUUUUUCACGAAAUAAAAGAAAGAAAGAAAGAGGAAAAGCGGGGGAGGGGGGGAUAAAAUAAAAUGAAAUGGGCAAAAAGGAAGGAAAAGGAAGGGAGGGUGUAAAAAAACGCAACGUAAUGCGUGGAAAAGUUAAUCGACACAACGUGUAGCGGAUUGCAGAAACGCGGGAACGAGUAAUUUGAACAAUAAUAAAAACAAUGGCGGAACGACGGCCAUUGUUUCAUCGCUUCCCCUCCCCGUAUCAUCCCAUCAUGCCUCGUCGACAACAAUAAUUGAUACGAUUAGAGCGUUAAGCAUGAGAGAGAGAGAGAGAGACGUGAAAUAAAAAAAAAACAAAAGAAAAGAAAAGAAAAGAAGAAGAAGAAGAACAACGGAUAACAGAAGAAUUAAAUUAAGUUAUUUGGAGGAAAAAGGAACAAGGAAGAAUAAGAAACGAAAUAAAGAAACGAAAACGGUUUCAGGAAAUUUUACGCUGUAACGAUAAAAAAAAAAAAAAAAGAAAAGAAAAUGAUAACCGUUGUCUCGUUAAACGUUACGUUAAGUUGAUAUCCGUUGAUAAUAAAUCCAUGACAAUGAAACGUAAGAAUACAGGGAGGGAGAGGGGGUUGGAGGGAAAAGAAUAAGAGAAAGAAAUAGAAGGAAGAGAUCGAACGACGAAAGAGAGAGGGGGAUUGAUCGGUCGUCGUCGAUUCGAUCCACCCUCGGUGUUCCCCUUUUUUUUACGAUCGUAUCGAUCGACGACGUAUCGGCUUGAAAAAGAAUCUCGGGCACGAGCACGAGAUUAGGUUUAAAUCGUGUACAUUGUUAACGAUAACGAUAACAACGUAACAAGCGUAACCGUACCGUUGUCGUUUUAGCCACGUCGUAAAUCGGGCAUCGUUGCGAUCCACUGAUCCGAGGGGUUGUUUGAUCGAAGGGCCCGGCGUUUAUAUUAAUGCGCGUGUGCGCUAAUGUGGGAAUCGGAGCCUCGUAACGUUGUCGUGCCUGUUCGUCCCUAUUAAUAACAUUCACCCUGUAAAAAUCGUCGAAUUCCGAUCGCGCGUUUUUCCACUCUCGAGGAGCGAUUGUUUUCCUGUUUUCGAGAAGAAUGAAUCAGAGAUUUCCUUCGAUAUUGCUCGUUACGAAACAAAAGAAUACGCGUGAUAUUUGCAAACGAGUCAUUUCAUCGGGUUUUUUUCUUUCUUAUUUCUUUUUUUCUCUUUUAGCCGAUCAAACCAUCCACGCUACGAUUUGUUAACGUUUAUCAACGGAUUGAUUCAAGCUCAACCUCACCGUUAACCCCCUUCUUUUCACGGAUUUUUCGCGAAUGUCUAUCGCGGAAAAGAGAUUCUUCCCGCGAUAUUGAAUAGACUCCGCUCGAGGAGGAACGAUGAAUAAUCUCUCGAGAUGAAUGGGAACGCGAAAUAAUUCUGUUUCAUCCGGUUUCAGAGGUGUCCGAGUGUAGGAUAUAUCCAGGACGAAAUUUCUUCUUUUUUUCUUCUUUCUUUUUUUCCCCCCUUUCUCCACCCUGGCCGGGGGUAGAGUCGUUUCAGCGUGCGGACGUCGAACAAGGCUGGGCAAGGGGUUGUGAAAGGCCGGCCAGGCGAAACCGAGCGUCGUAAUUGAAUUUUUCAGUCGCCUCGAGCCUUCGUAGACGCACGAUUCAUUAGCAGUGUAAACCCCAGGGCUCGAAAUUAGGGCGGGCAUGUAAGGUAAACGAGGGAACGAACGCCCGGCAAAUGGAUUAAAGCGAGCGAGUUCUGAUUCGGCGAACGUGCGCCCGUUCUCACGGGGCCAAGGAGGGAGGCACGAUUAUCACGGACGUGUCCACCUUUCCCUUGGACGAGCCGGGGCCAGAGGUUUUUGAUUAAAAUUUCGAGCUUCGCUCCUCCUUUGGCCGCGCGUGUCUCUCGUCUCUUGUCCCAGGAUCCAGGAACGGAAUGAUGUACGAUCUAAAAUGGCGGAAGUGGUGGAAGAAGCGCGCGAUCGGAAAAUAUGAUCAGGUAACAGAGAGAGAGGAGAGAAAAAGAACACAAAAAAUACAAAAAAAAAAAAAAAAGAAUGGCGAAAAAUCCGUCUUCCUAUCUUCGUGUUUUUCCAGUUUCUCGCUGUUCUCGCGUAUCCGUUACACCGGAUACAUGGUUACACCGAUAACACCGUUGUUUGUGAAGAUUACAUACGUACACGCAAUCAUACAUACAUACAUACUGCAUACCGUGUGACUGUGCAUAGAAUUAUUUAAAAAAGAAAAAAAGAAACAAAACGAAACAAAAAAAAGGAGUAAUAUUAAAAACGUAUAAGAGGAAUAAGUGUUUACAAAAAAGAAAAAAAAGAAAAAACACUCGCGCGCGAUAGCCUGAUAAGCGAACCCGACAAUUUUUGCGUAAGUGAUAAUCUCGUAAGCGUAAUUAUUUACCAAAAAUAGAUAGACCUUUCUGAUUGUGACCCUCGUGGCCAGGAUCUGACUUGAGAUCGAAGCGCGACACGGAAUGAGAAUAUCGUAACGAUAACGGUUGAUCGAGAAAUCGUUUUUCUUUUUUUCUUUCCUCGUCUCUUCGCGGUCUAUACCUUUUUUUCUUUUUUUUUUUUUAAUCACUUUCGUUCCUCAGAAUCGAAAAUCUCUCGAUCGAAUUCUCUCUUCGGCGAUUUAACGCUUUAACGAAUCGAUCGAAUAACUUCGAGGAAUUUCAAUAUUCGGAAAAUUAAACGCGACGAUGGAAAUAUUUUCGUGUAGAAUCGCCGAUUCGUCGAUUUUCGCGAUGGCCGCGAGAAAAAGGAUGGAUACCGGAUUGGGAUUGGUGUAUAUCGGGCGUGGUCCGGGUCACAGUCGUCACAAACGCUCAAAUAAAUCAAGUGUACCGUGUUACCGUGUCACAGAGGCUUAAAGUCUUCCGUGGGGCAUUCCUGACAAAGAAAGACGAUUUUCUCGGGUUGAUCCGCAAACAGAAUGCCGAGCGAAAGGGAAAACCGGGGCGAACGCAUUUAUACAACGCUGUAUUACAUAGAGAAAUUGUCGUCCAAUGGACACACACACACACACACUCAGAUACACAGACACGCACACAGACACACACACCGUCGAUUUAACGUGGGAACGUGAAAGAGGAAUGUUAAACCGUCCAUAAAGAGAAUUUACGUACAAGUACGACGAACAACAGGGAUUUUUCGUUUCCGUUUCGCGAACGGGAAUUUUGUACUUUUCAUCCAGUGAAUGGUUCACUGUAUCGUCCGAUCGAAUAACCCCAUUGUUUCUUUUUUUUCCUUCUUUUUUCCCUUCACCCCCCUCCCCUUCCCUCCUGAUCCCCGAAAUUUCUAUUCCUAUUUUUCUUAUUACAAUUCCUGAACGUUCUAACGACGUUAUUAAUUUCAUCUUCCCCACUCCCGCCUUUCUUUCGUUAUAAGAAAAAAAAGGAAAAGUUUCUUUCUCUCUCGUUUAUUUUCCAUUCGGAAGAAUGGAAUUUUUUCCCCCUUCUUUUUAACAUCAGUUCGACAAUCAUGAUACAACCAUCGAACGAACGCCUCCUCCAUAGUCGUACGCGAAUCCUCAUACCGUAGAAUCUCAUUAUCGAAACAGGGCCGCAUCUCUUUACUACGGGACAAUUUUUCACGUUUUCAUCGAGACGCCUCGUAAGACUCAUAGAAAAAAAAGAAAAAAAAAAAGAAAGAAAGAAAAAAAAAGAAAAUAAGAGAAAAAUGAAAAAAAAGAGAGAGAGAGAAGAGAAGAGGAAGCAGAGAGAACUUUUAGAUUACUGUAGGAACGAUCGCGAUACAAUUGGAGAACAGUCGAGCGACGACAUUUCGCGGAAGGAAUCGCGGGAAACGCGAGGGUGAAACCGAUUGCCACCCUCGCUCGAAAUAAUCGCGAAUUUCCGCCCUCGGGGCGUUCCUCCCCCUCCUCCGUUGGCGCACACUCGCGCGGUUUCACACCUCUUUUCGUGAUAGAUAGAUCAUCGUCGAGAGUUUCGAAGACGAAACGGACAGUGUACUGCCUUCUCGAAUUUACCUCAUUCCUCGUUUUUCCCCUUUCUCUUCCAACGAAAGGAUAAUAACAAAACUCGAUCCGUUCGAAGCGACGAUUCGAAGGGAGCAAAGGAAGCCAGCCCAAAGGAACGGGGUAGGAAAAAUUGGCCGCGGCUUCCCGAAUUGAAAAAUUAUCGCCCUUCCCCUCCCCUUCCCUCUCCCCAGAACAAAGAACCAGUAUACAACAUACAUUCGAACAAAAAACGUUUCCCGCCGUAUUUCCAUUUCUUGGCCCGUUCCAACCGAUUUUUCUUUUCCCCCUCCCCGCAUUCUGCACCUUUUACGAACGAGCACCGUAGAAAGAGGGAAGAAAAAAUAAUAACAAACGUGCAAUUUUACUACGUAAAUCGAUCGUAAUUUUCGAAAAAUCGAAACGAGAUCGCGGCAAGUGACACGCGAUCGCCUCGAAACUCUUGUGCCCCGCAACUCAUCGGGGAGACCCUCCCUCUCCCUCCUUCCCCCUCCCCCCGGUUCCCUUCGAUACUAUAUAUAUAUGAUAUAUAUAUGUAUCAUUGGAUUCGAGGGGCGCAAUAUUUUUCUACCGUGUAAUUUCAUACUUUUUCCAAUCCUCUUCGAUCUCAACAACCUUUUCGCCGGCGACGUGUUGAGGACGUGUACGGGUUCCUCUGUCGAUAUCUUCGUUCGCGCGGCCGCCGUUAAUCGGUCGGUUGGGGGGAAAUCGGUCGAUUUCCGCGGCACGCGCGGAAUUUUCUCAGCCGUCAUCGGGGGACCGCGUUCACGACACACGACACACACACACACACACACAUACGUAAAACAAACACUUGGCAAACGCAUGCACACAUGAAGACAGGGCAGGUAUCGUUCGGAGGCAGCAGCGGAAGGAGAAAGGGGCGAGGGGAGCUUCGAGAGCGCCUCGAUCCCUCCCUCCCCCCCUGUGGCUGCUCAUCGGGAUUAAUCAUCGAAGUCACACGACUUGGUCACGCCGCGAGAUCGAACACGAGAUUCGAUCGUAUCCGAUAUUCGCAGACUCGCGCGACAAGCGCCUCGCGAUGGGCGCGAAAGGAAACGAGCCGCUUUUUCUUUUUUUUUUCUUUUUUUUUCCCUUUUUUCUUUUUGAAAGGACGGUGGCUAUAGGGAUCUCUUCGUGUGUUCGAACGGAUUAAAUCGAAAUCUUUGCUCAACGUUGCAUACGUGUUAUAUAUAUAUACAUAUAUAUAUACAUAUAUAUAUAUAUAAAGUAAAGUAAGAUGAUGUUAUCGUCUAGUGUUGAAACAUAGUGUUAACUAACACGGCCAGGGGGUGGGUCGUUGGUGUUUUUUCGCGGCCACGUCGUUGCCGCAAAUGAUGUUUGAAAUGUUCACGUUGUGUUCACGCGUUCACGUGCGGGGAAUAAAGUGGUCUUUUUUAAAGAAAAGAAAAGAAAAAAGGGGGGAAAGGGUAGGGAAGGAAAGGAAGGGACAAGCGAAGGAGGGAAGAGGAACGCGACAUCAUCGAUGCGCACGAUGUGGGCGGGGAGGGUGGGCCGUGAACCCGUGGGGAGGAGAGGAGAGGUUCAGAAAAAAAGGGGUGGGAGUGUGUAGAUUUAUUAAUGGUAACGAUAGCUAAUAAUGAUAACUAAUAACGAUUUACUAAUAACGACGCUAACGCUGUAAGGAUAAAUGAAGCAUAGUAAUAACGAGUAAUAACGAUAGCACGUAAAAAAAUAAAUAAAUAAAUAAAUAAAUAAAUAAAUAAAAGAUAAAAAAUAAAACGCAGUAAUAAACUACCACUUAAACACAAUAAAAAAAAAAACGAGUUACGGUAACGUUAAACCUAAGAGUAAAAUAAAACGAGAAAAAUAAUAAACGCUAAAGAAUAACAAAGUAUCGAGUAAUUAAUUAAAAAGAAAAAAAGAAAAAAAAAGUACCCUUAAAACAAGUAUAUCGAGCGCUAACUCUACUAUCGACGAUUACGAAAAACGUUAUACGGUAUGUAUUGUUAUCGAGUUCCAAAGAGAAUUGGAAGCGAAGGAAAAAGAGAGAGAGAGAGAAAGAGAGAGAAAAGCGAUAUAAGAGGAUCUAAAGCGGGCAAAAGAAGAAGAAGAAGAAGAAGGCGAACGAUCGUUGUUUGACGAGAGAGAGAAGGAAGACCCGAUGAAACUCGUGUAAAACUGAUAGUAUUGUUAAGACAAUCAGAUACUUAUUGCUCCGGCCAGCUCGAUGGCCAUCCGUGAAUAUUUGUUGUCGAGGUUUAUCCCUCGGAAAAAAAGAAAAAGAAAAAAAAAAUUGGAGGAUGAAGACGAGAAGACGAGCAGGAGAGGGAAACGAGAAAGGGGAAGAAAGGUGUGAGAAGCUGGAAUCGGUCGCGUGUCCCUUCUACAUCGAACGAAGAGAGGGGAGGAAGCGACCCCCAGCAAGAAAUCUUUCCUUGUAGCGAAUAAUGAAAAUGGGAUAAUAUAGGAGAAUAUUUCGAAGAAGAUUGACGGAGACCUUCGACUUUUACCCCUGCAUCCACCUAUUCACCCACCCUCGUCCAAGGGAAAAACCAAAGAAAAUCUCGGAAGGAGGAGAGGGCUCGAUCAGUGGGGAACGGAAAGAGGAAGAGGAGAGACGAAAAGGGAAGGGAAAAGGAGAGAACACGGCACGUGUUCGUCGAGUGUGCCGCGGGACGCUUUUUUCUACGCCUCACAUUUUCUACGGUUUCAAAAAAGAAAAAAGAAAAAAAAAAUAGCACGCAAAACGAACGAUUGUUGUGAAGAACGAAUCAGGGUUUUUUUCAUCAGGAGGGAGGAGGAAGAGAAGAAGGAACGGUGAGCACGUGAGGGGAGGGGGGAAUUGAGACGAUCGUCGAGAAAGAUAUUAACCGAGCUGCGCGUCGGGGAUGUCGAGGAAGGCCAGAAAUGGCGAGCCUCGUCCCCCGUGGGAGGGAGAAGGGGGAGGGGGUGCGGUUUUCGCACGCGAGAGAGCGAGGCAUCGUUGCGAAUACUCAUAGCAAAUAUACUCGAUAUACGAACACGCGAGUUGCACGCGUGCGUACGUUCGAGGAAAGCUUCGUUUCUGACUGACAACGCUUUCGUUUUCAUCGUCGACCGUCACUUGUAAAUAUAGGUUUUUGUAUAAGAACAGAAACGAAAGUGUGAAUCCCACGAAUGAAUUCGAACCAUCUCCUCUCCGAACCACCCCUUUUGCAAAAUAAAACUUUCCUUAGAUCGAUCUUAAGUGAUUCCGAUUUAAAAAGGCGAACUAUGCACGCGUGCAAACACGGAGUAUGCAGACAUAGACAUACAAAUACGUACAUGCACGCAUGCACACACACACACACACGCAUAUAUCGCGACCGAAGGAAGAAAUAUCCUCCCUCGUCGAACGCAUUUUUGCCUCGCCAGCAAGCCGAGGAAACACGAAAAGAAGCGAAAGGAGCGGUGGAAGGGAAAAGGUUUCAGCGAGUCGAUCGAUUUUUCUACCGACCGAUCGAUCGAUUCGAGCUAUCGAGCGAAAUAUCGAGCACCGUUGGUUCUUACGAACCGUCUCUUAAGUUUCUUCUCUAUCCUUCGAAGGUGGAAAAUUCAAAGCCUUUAACCCAGCUUUUAGAGAGCUCUUUCGGUCGCUCUUUCCUUUCUUUUUCUUUUUUUUCUUUUUUUUUUUUUUCUUCUUUUUGCCGUUUCCCAUGAUUCUCGAUGUCGAUCGAGACGGGUCACGGGCGUUCGAAAACGCGUUCGAGAGGGUGGAACGUAACGAAGGAAACACGUACACGCAUAAAACACUUACACGUGAACGUACAUAAUAUAUAUACGCAUAAGAGGAGAAAAAAGAAAGAAAGAGAAGGGGGGAAAAAAAUGGAAGAUGUUAGGUAUAGGAGAGAAACGAGGGAGAUUACGACGUUGAUGUUGACGACAAUGAUCAACGAUAAUGAUGGUGUGUGUUGUCGAUAAGGAGAAUGGAGGACGAAAGAAAUGAAAGAGAGAGAAAGAGAGAGAGAUUGAGAGAGAUUGAGAAAGAUUGAGAGAGAGAGAGAGAGAGAGAGAGAGAGAGAAAGAGAGAAACAUACGAACAUUUUGUUAUAUCCGUACGUAAGAACGUAGAACGAGAAACGUGUGUGUUAUUAAGGAAGUAAACGUAUCGAAUCUACAGUUAAAUGUUUACGAUAAAAUUACGGGUAAUUAAGAAGAUUCUAGAUUUUUUCUAACUAAUCGAUUCGUACGGCGGACUCGUGCCAAUCCUCUAGAUUUACGACCUAAAACGAGAUAUACAAAUGAGAUGAAGCUGUUAUCCUAUAUUAAGUCGGCUUGGAAAUAAGUAUUUGAUUAUACGUAUUUAUCGUGCGACCGGUAUAUGUAUGCCUGGACACACUUGAGUGCCUGACUAGCCGAGCGAACCUAACCUGUUUGCCUGAAAGCGACCGUGUGCGUGAACGGUAGAACGAUGAAACCACAUAGCGGAGAGAUACGCAGAAUAAAACAAAUUGAAUUUGAUAAACAAAAUAAUAAUAAUAAUAUUAAUAAUAAUAAUAAUAAUAAUAUUAAUAAUAAUAAUAAUAAUAAUAAUAAUAUUAAUAAUAAUAAACAAUGUAAGUUAUUAACCUGGUGCGCGUGUACAUGUUGCGAGAGACGACGAGAGGUGUGGACGACGAGGAUUCGAGAGAAAGAGUAAGAAAGGGGUGAAGGGGAGAGAGUGCGACGGCGGCUAGAGCAACGAGUAAAAAAACAAACGUCGUCGAAAGGAGAUUCUCUUUCUGUUACUCGAACUCGUCUCGAGUUAAUUCGGCGAGAAGCGAUCGGGGACUGUCGAUCGCGAGGCUCGGAUCGAUCGAAUCGGGCGAAAUUUUCGCGCGCAUUUUCAUUGGGACCGAAGGGAAACGAAGGCGAGAUCUCGGCCGAUCCCGAGAUCGCGAGAGAAAAGUAUCGAUGUCGUCUCGCGCCUCGACGAGUCUCUGCCCGCUUUCGUCCGUGAUUAUAUAUAAAUAUAAAUGUGUGUAUAUGUAUAUGUACGUAUCGAUCGCGGUAUCGAAUGGAAAUCGAGAGGAAGAUAAUCGAGCGUCCGCUCGAAAUCCGCCGUCGAGAGGAUUUCACGCGCCCGAUGGAACGAGAUCGUCAUCGACGAAUCGCCGAUCGACGCUCGUCCCAAGCGUCGCGUUCGUAAAUCCUGCUUUUUCUCCGAUGGAACGAGUGAAGGGGGAAGUAAGAAUAAAAGAAAAAAAUAAAAAAAAUAAAAAAAAGGAACACGAUUUUAACCCGAUCGAUUUUGGGGAAACACGUUUCGAUCGGGGCGAUAGAUUUAUCCUGGACUCGUUUGAAUUCGUUCGAUGACUAAAAAGGGAAUUUCUCGAAAUUUUAACAAUUUUUAUCGGGUAGAUUUGGAAUCGUCGUUCUAAUCGUACCUCCAACGACUGAUUAUUUUUUCACAAGUUGAUCUCCAAUCCUCUCGAUUGGAAAUUUCGAAACGUGGUUCCGAAACGCUCAAAGGGUAUAAGACGUGUGUGAAAGAGAAGAAGGGAGGAAGAGAAAGAGGAAAGGAAUUUUAAAAUUACCGGGUCUCGGUAAGACGCGAACGUUUUAUACAAUUUUUAAUCGGAAAAGGCCGACGAGAUUUCGGCGAUGCUCGUCGACGUCGCUGCGAGCGCAUUAAUAUGGCGGCUGCUCGAACAGCUGAUUGGGAAAUAGAAACGUUGUUUGUCACGAUCGGUUCGAUCGGUCGUCGCUGCGUGGCGACAGAACGUUUAGCAGAUUUAUAUCGUUGCGACGAGACGGUAUAAUGAUAUACAUAUGUACAUAUACGCGCGAAAUAUGGGAGAAUAUUAGAAUGGGGAGAAGGAGUUGGAGAGAGAGGAUAAUCGAUAAUGUCGAAGGAAAUGUUUGGCGCGAAUCAAGCGUGUCGUUUGUUGCGAUUUAACCAUUGUACCGUUCACACAGAUUCCUUCGUCACGAUUGAUAUUAUCAUCACUAUAUUGUACUUACCAUUAUUGUUAUAUGCGACUGUUACGAUUAUUUAUUAUGGCUGAUCAUCGUUACGAUUCGCUUUCGCGUCACGACGAGAAGCGGCGAUAUCGACGCUCGAACGAACGCAAGAGUGGAAAAUGGAAUAAUGGGAAAAUUAAUCAGGGUGAAUAAGCGUCGAAUUGAAAGGAAGCGACGAUCCGACGGAGAACGAAUGAAAAAAAAAAUUUGUUUUAAAUAAACAACAACGAAUCACCGAGAA